GGAUCGAGUAAGGAAACACGCUUAUCGCAAGAGUUGAGCAAAGAUGAGCGCUUGUCUGCUUGCACUGACUGUGCUGCUGACAAACUUAUGGACCAUUCAUUCAGCGCGUUUUCGUGUUUCAAACAUGGUGCAACCCGAACAAGUAGCACCAGCGCAAUGUGGAGGUCCGUUGGUUGGUACAUCCGGGAAUUUUGCAUCUCCUAAUUAUCCUGGCAACUAUCCUAACAACGCCUACUGUAUUUGGACAAUCACUGUUCCGCAAGGAUUACAAUUCAGGAUAGAUUUCCUCUUCUUCGAAACGGAACCUUGCUAUGACCUGGUUAAAGUUUUCGUGGGCAGACGUUUAAUACGCUUGACUAAAGGAGGAGGAGAGAAAGACAACUUAUAUUUUAAAGAUGAUGAUGGUGAUGACGAUGACGACGACGACGACGAUGAUGAUGAGUGCGAUGAUGACGAUGAUGAUGAUCGUAAAGAUGUGGAUUUUGCAAAAGGGAUGUACUUUGCCGAACAUAUGUACAAAGAAAAACACAAAGAGCCCAGAAUCGUGUCAAUACAUGGAACAGGGGAAGUGGUCAGGGUCGUUUUCAAAUCUGAUCCCUGGGUGACCCGGAGAGGGUUCUUUGCUCAUUACAGCAUGGGACAAGCCCUGUGUGGAGGUCCUCUGGUCGCUCCAUCCGGGAACUUUACAUCUCCUGGCUUUCCAGCAAAUUAUCCAAACAAUGUUGAGUGCAAAUGGACCAUUACUGUCCCGAUGGGAUCCACUCUGAUGCUAAAUUUCCGCACCUUUGAAACUGAACGGUGCUUUGAUUACGUCAAAAUAAUACGGGGCAUUCGCGAGAUACGAAGUCUGAGUGGCAUGUACGGUCAAUAUUCGUGGUUCACAGGAAGACUCGACAAUGACUGGGAUGACGACUGCGAAGAUGAUGAUGAUGAUGACGAUGAUGAUGAUGAUGAUGACGAUAAAUGGAAGAAAAAGUUCCGUUAUGGAUACCGGAUGUCUCGAUUCUACGGGUUUCCAUACCUUCCUCGACUAUACGUCAUCGGAAACGGCGAGGAAAUAUCGAUCAUGUUUAAAUCGGACAGCAUUAUUACGUUGAGAGGAUUUGAAGCCGUUUACCGCGUUUUACAAGGUCAGCUGCACGGCAAAUGAUCGGUUUCUGAAGAUUUAGCAGACAAACAUCAAUGCAAAGGAAAGUGUUUGUGUUUUGGGUUAUCACUUUGCACGGUUUCAGUUGAUCUUUCGCAGUUUAAUAACAAUGCGUGCGACUGAAAAAAAGUUUGUUUCCAUGGCAAGAACAAUGUUUUCCAUGUGCAGGACACAGUUCAUUGAUUUUGUAAUAUUUAGGAAGUACAACCAAAGGCAAGAAAGAAAUCAAAGUCAAACGUGCUAAUUUUGGGGAUAUCGCCAUUACGCCCACUUUUCCGCUAAGCAGUUUUCAGUAUUAAUAAAGAACAAAUGGCCCAACUUCUGGUGAUGAUGUAAAUGAAGUCCAAAACUGAUUUUCCUUGAAUCAGUUGGUAAUUUCAUUAUUAAAGAGAUAAUAAUAAUUUUAACCUUAGUCGACUGCAAACAGUUUUUUCCUUGUUUUGUUCCACGCAAAGCGCCGAAAGCAUUCGCACCUCACCAGGGGUUUGUUGACACUCGCUUCAGAGAGUUCGUCCAAAUGCUGCGAAAACGAGAACAUAGCACCUUGCAUUCUGUUCAGACCUAGACAAUACCACGUUAAUUGAUUAUAUCACUGAGAUUGUUUUUUCGCCAGGUAUAUGAUAACAACUUUCCUUAGCGGAGAAAGGUCUGCCAUUUAAGAGUGCUUCUUAACCCCGAGAAGCACCUCCAUCUCACUAUCUCUGAACCGAGUGUAAAUUGUUCCACUUAGGGCCAAACUUCCUUAUUUGUGAUAGCUUGUUGCCUGGAUGUUACUGUGGGUCCAUGUUAUAUUGUUUCAGUUGUUCAACUCCUCUGCUUUCGAUCCUUUAAUUUAUGAGUGGGCCAAAAGUGCAAAAUUAAUUCUGUUAGAACGACUUGAUUGAUGUUACCUAAGUGAUUCCUCAAGCUAAGGGUAUUAUCAGUUCAAAAGCAUGAUCAAUUAAAGUUGCGUAUUCCACUAUCCCCACAUACAAAUUCUCCCUUUCAAUGAAAAUAGUUCUCGUCUCCUACCCUUGCUAUUAAAAUAAAUCAUGAAAUUCAAUAUUUAAAGGGGUUCUGAAUAAGUCACUUUGAUACCCGGGUGGAUGUAACCCAUAGCCCUUGGACAUUUCAGGCAACUAUUUAAGCGAUGGAAAACACUAACAGUCUAAGACAUCUGCCGGUUUUGGCUUGGAGUUGGCACCGAUCACAGAAACGAGAAUGGAUGCGUCUAAUCGAUACUGAAAAUGAUUCAAAAUGCCUGGUCUACAAUAGAGCGGCAAAGAAGGGACAUAACUUUACGCCCUUUUCCUUGGCUAAAUUUCUUAAUCCUAGUGGAACAGAUCCAAUAUUAUCGCAUGAUAGCAUUUGUCCUGGCUGUUGUUAGCCACGAUCAGUAUAUUCCACCGCUCAAUCUUCGCGCGAGAUUUUAUCGAGAGCAGGCUCAUCCAGGAGGGUAUACUUGAGGGAAAAAUUAAUUUGAAGCUGCGAGGGACCUAGAGGUACGCAUUUCAAUUUUUUUGGAUCUGAUGUGUAGCUUUUUUUUAUAAUUUUGUUCUUGUUGUCAUCACUUUCAUCAUUUAUCAUUUUCUAGCUAGGAAGUUUUAAACGUUCUAAAAGGGUCUUAAUUUUGUAGGCGACGUGCUUAUAUAAGCCCCAAGAUAAUUUUUUACAUCUCAAGUGACUAAAUCGUACGAUAAACGAUAAUAAACUUUUAUUAUUGCAUCUACCACGAUGAGCAACAACACCUCUUCCUCCACAAAUUUUUGUUUUUUAGACUCGUUUCCUCGUCACCUCGUCAGGGCAACACCGCACUUGUCCCUUUAGGUAACGUUACACGAACCGACUUUUAACUCAACAAUGUUGCGCACAGGGCGACUUGACGCAACAUUUCGUUGCGGCAGUAUGUUGCACGUUUUUGAAAGCGAUGCAAAAACUUGCAACAUUAUUGCCCGAAGUUUGUAUGUUACGUUUAAAAUCGUCACGUGUAACAUACCGUUGCCGACAGUUGCCGACCGUUGGGCAUCAAACUUGCGUCAAAAGUUGUCUCGUGUAACAUGGAGUAAUAAUCGAUAUUGAAAUUCGGCGUUAAAAUUCGGCUCGUGUAACAUCACUUUUCUGGAUCAAAGCAACAUUGAAAUUUAACCUAAAGACCGCCCCACCCUAGUCCUGAAAUCUUACCAAACUUUGCCCCAACCACGCGAAGUGCGAGACAGCAAGAAAGUUUGUUCAAAAUAUUCGACAAGAUACUUGUCAACCUGAGUUUCAGAAAAAAAAAAA
Orbicella faveolata is the source of this 3406-nucleotide messenger RNA. Its product is annotated as procollagen C-endopeptidase enhancer 2-like. Lineage: Eukaryota; Metazoa; Cnidaria; Anthozoa; Scleractinia; Merulinidae. The record is from RefSeq and is a predicted model, not a curated record.